ACAACGGGACGCCAGCAAUUUACAUCGACGCUCGAGCCGCAAUUGCACUACACGCUUAUCUCAGAUAUCUUGGUUAAAGGAAUACGCGAAACGCGACUCUUUUUUCACUCAACUGUGUGAUUUCUCUUUCGGUCUUAAUCCGAGUUCGAGCUUAGCAGUUGUGUAACUACAUGCACAAUGUCUCGUGGACGCGUAGUGUUGAUAUGAUAUAAACGCCAGUGUUGUACUUGGACAUGAAAGUGAACUGAUAAUAAUAGACGUGAACAGCCAGUAACAAUUAAACGAAAGUUUGUGACCGUGUAAAUUAAUAUUUUAUAGUGACACAAUGUCUGUGGGAGAAACGAACCAGGGUUUUUCAGAGGUGGACAAGGAACUCAGACGACACAGCCUGAAUCUGUCCAUUCAUUUCGAGGAUGAUAGACUGCCCGAUGGAAGUGGUGCUAAAACGCCGGGUAGAUUUGAAAGUUUUCGUUCAAGACACAACGCAUCUUUCAAAUACUCAUUAUUACUUAUUUUCAACUUGCUUGUAAUUACUUAUUUUACAUUUGCAACAUUGCACUGGUAUUCAAAAAAUGAGAAUUAUUUUGACUGGUGCGAUGGGUAUGGAAUGUUAUUACUCAUCGUUGGAUUUUCAUACUUUUUAUAUUUUUAUAAUCAUAUUGUUAAAAAAUACUUGAACAAAAGACUAAGUAAAUUACUAUUACCAUGUGUUCAAGGUAGCAAAAAUAUUAAACAAAAAGGAUGCAUCUUUUUCACUUUUCAAACGGGAUCGAGCAUUAUUAUUGCAUUAUCAAUUUUGAUAUUUAUUAUUAUUGAUACUUUAAAUUCGCCAGAUCGAUUGAAAAGUUUAGCUGGAAUUGGAGCUAUAUUAGCUUUUGGUUGGAUAUUCUCUAAAUAUCCAACUAAAGUCAAUUGGAAGCCGGUAGUAUGGGGCAUGAUAUUACAGUUUGCAUUUGGGUUAUUUACUAUCAGAUGGUCAGUAGGCCGUACUAUUUUUAAAUGCAUGUCAGACAAAGUGGCAACAUUCCUCGAUUUUGCUCAUACAGGGGCAAGUUUUGUAUACUCUGAACAAUUGGUCAACCAAGGGAUAUUUGCGUUUUCUGCGCUCCCAGUAAUAUUCUUCUGCAGCUUUUUUGUACAAGUUUUGUAUUAUUGGGGUAUUAUGCAAGUAGUAAUUACAAAAAUUGGUUGGCUCUUACACAUCGUUAUGGGGACUACCGUCUGUGAAUCUAUGAAUUCUGCUGCAAACACUUUUAUCGGCAUGACCGAGUCUCCAUUACUUAUAAAACCUUACUUGAAUUCAUUAACUGGAUCAGAAAUUCAUGCUAUUAUGUGUUCAGGAUUCGCUACUGUUUCUGGGACGGUUUUGGCAGCAUACAUCAAAUUUGGAGCCAACCCUGCGCAUUUAGUUACCGCUUCAGUAAUGUCAGCCCCUGCCGCCCUGUGUUUUUCCAAAUUAUUUUAUCCAGAAACCGAAAAGAGUGCAACGACUUUUAAAAAUAUCAAAUUAGAAAAAUCGCAGGAUACGAGCGUAAUCGAUGCUGCGACCAAAGGUGCUCUCGCGGCGAUUCCACUUGUUUUAGGUAUUAUCGCCAAUAUUAUAGCUUUUGUAUCUGCCACUGCUUUUUUGAAUGCAGUAUUGGCAUGGUUCAGCAGCUUGGUCGGUUAUGAAGGAAUUACUUUUGAGUGGGUACUAUCAAAAGUGUUUAUGCCAUUGAGUUGGUUGAUGGGAGUACCAUGGAGCGAAUGCGAAGACGUUGGUCAUUUAAUUGGGUUGAAAACUGUCGUUAAUGAGUUUAUAGCUUAUCAAAAACUUGGAGAGCUAAAAGAGCAAACAAGAUUGACACCAAGAACGGAAGCUAUAGCUACUUACGCGAUUUGUGGAUUUUCUAAUCCAGGUUCCAUUGGUAUAAUGGUUGGGGGAUUGACUUCAAUGGCCCCUGAAAAACGUGAGCAUAUAGCUGCUUCUGCUAUCAGAGCUUUUAUUGCUGGAAGUUUAGUUUGUUUUCUCACUGCAUGUACUGCAGGUGUGCUGAUGGAUGAUACUUUGUUUGAAACUCGAUUACAAAAUUUUACAAUUUCUGAAUCAUGAAAGUUUUAUUAAUUUGAAAGACAUGUAGACAUUUUUUUCAAGAUAAAUACUAGAAUAUUUAUUCGAUUUUUUAUAUGAUUUACAGUUGUAAUAAUGUACAAUAGCUUAAAUUAUGAUACUUUUAAACGUUUUAACAAACUAUUCAUUUUUUAUUUUUAUUUUUAUAUUCUUAUUUUUAACAAGAUAAUUUAAAACUUAUAUUGGUAAGCGUGUAAUACUUAUUUUGUAACAAUAUGUAAGGAGUCUCCUUUCAUCCCAAUUUAAAAAUGCAAUCUAAUACAUAAUAAUUAUGAGAAAUAGUAUAUAUAAUUUUUGAAUUGUUAUUUCAUUACGCUUUGGUUUAGUAGCUAAAUGCAGUGUUUUAAAAAGUACUUGUAAAUUUUAAAGCUAAAAAUUUUUUUCAGUUUUUAUGUAAUGAAAAACUAUACAAAUUACAAUUGCACUUAAUUUGAAA
Messenger RNA from Trichogramma pretiosum, 2546 nucleotides. RefSeq names its product solute carrier family 28 member 3-like. Bases 326 to 2092 code for a protein of 588 amino acids. The transcript has 12 exons. Gene Ontology annotation, biological process: nucleoside transmembrane transport. The record is from RefSeq and is a predicted model, not a curated record. Gene Ontology annotation, cellular component: membrane. Gene Ontology annotation, molecular function: nucleoside:sodium symporter activity. NCBI's taxonomy places the organism in Eukaryota, Metazoa, Arthropoda, Insecta, Hymenoptera, Trichogrammatidae.